Molecule: messenger RNA, 1785 nt
Organism: Trichosporon asahii var. asahii CBS 2479
Lineage: Eukaryota; Fungi; Basidiomycota; Tremellomycetes; Trichosporonales; Trichosporonaceae
Product: zinc-finger protein zpr1
Exons: 3
Coding region: 1-1785 (594 amino acids)
Cellular component (GO): nucleus; cytoplasm
Molecular function (GO): zinc ion binding
Source: RefSeq, a predicted model, not a curated record
AUGGGGUCCUUGAAGACGGGUCCGGCUGCGUCGAGUUCUGGGCCAGGCUCGGCGCCGGCGUCGUCAGAGACAGGGUGUCUGAGUGAGAUGCCCGAUGUCGCUCGACUGAGUUCUGAAGGCCGCAAUGUCGGAAUGGUUUCGCAUAACGAAGCCAGGAACUGUACCAGUGAGACAGCAAUGUUCUGGGAAUCUAUUGUUGUCAGUCUCUCGUGGUUCGUUCUCGGAGACAAGAGGACACCAGACGACUCCAUUCAACCGGCAAAGGAGAAUCUGUUCCCGAGCUUGGGCGACGUGGCUUCGCGGACGGACGCUGCGGACGCGGACGUGCCCGAGGGCUCGCGCGACAUGCAGGAGGUCGAGUCGAUGUGCAUGCGUUGUCACGAGAACGGCAAGACGCGGCUGCUCCUGACGACGAUCCCCUACUUCAAGGAGAUCAUUGUCUCGUCGUUCUUCUGCGAGCACUGUGGACACCGCGACACUGAGAUCCAGUCGGCCGGCGAGAUCCAGCCCAAGGGCGCCAUCUACACCGUGCACCUGCUCACGCGCGACGACCUCCAGCGCCAGGUCGUCAAGAGCAACUGGGCCACUGUCACCGUCCCCGACCUUCAGCUCACCAUCCCCCCGGGACGCGGCCAGCUCACGACUGUCGAGGGUCUCCUCCGCGACACUGUCCGCGACCUUUCGAUCGAGCAGCCCGUCCGCCGCAUCAUGGACCCGCCGACGGCUAAGAAGAUUGACGACCUGCUUGCCCCUAUCCGUGACAUUCUCGACAUCAGCGAGAGCGACGAGGACGGAGGUGUCGGCCGUGACGACCCCUCGGUUCAAACCGAGAGCGAGGGCCAGGGACGCCCCUUCAAGCCGUUCACGCUCACUCUCGACGACCCGUCUGGCAACUCGUUCGUCGCGUUCAAGGACACGACCAACGACCCCCAGUGGAACCUCCGUGCUUACAACCGUACCCUGGACCAGAACGUCGCUCUCGGCCUCGUCGCUCCCGAGGACGGCGAGAAGGCCAAGGCUGCCGACGCUGUCCCGGACGACCACAAGAAGAUGACUGCCGAGGAGGCGAUGGGCACGAUCAAGGCGCUCGAGCACAGCGACGGCUCCGUCGCCCCCGACGAGGUCUUCACCUUCCCCUCGACCUGCUCCUCGUGCGGCCACACGCUCGAGACGCGCAUGCAGCAACUCCGCAUCCCGUACUUUGACGACGUCAUUAUCAUGUCCGCCACGUGCCCGACGUGCGGUUACAAGGACAACGAGGUCAAGUCUGGGGGCCGCAUCAAGCCGCUCGGCAAGCGCAUCACGCUCAAGGUCGAGAAGGGCGACGAGGACGCGCUGUCGCGCGACCUGCUCAAGUCGGACACUUGCGGUCUCGAGAUCCCCGAAAUCGACCUCAAGCUGCAGCCGGGUACGCUCGGCGGCCGCUUCACGACGCUCGAGGGCAUCCUGAACGAGAUCUACGACGAGCUCUCGACCAAGGUCUUCAAGACGGGCGACUCGGCCACGGCAGGUAUCGGCCAGGAGGGCCAGGACCACGGCAAGGAGACGCGCAACUUUGAGGCCUUCCUCCAGGGGCUCAAGAACGUCAUGGCCGUCGACCAGGACUUUACCGUCAUCCUCGACGACCCCCUUAGCAACUCGUACCUCCAGAACCUGAAUGCGCCCGAGCCCGACCCCGACAUGACUAUCGAGGAGUACGAGCGCUCCCAGGAGCAGAACGACGACCUCGGCCUCAGCGACAUGAAGGUCGAGGGCUACAACGACGAGAUCAAGGACAAGCUGUAA